Messenger RNA from Fraxinus pennsylvanica, 3132 nucleotides. Lineage: Eukaryota; Viridiplantae; Streptophyta; Magnoliopsida; Lamiales; Oleaceae. The record is from the annotation of a GenBank genome assembly.
AUGGAUUCCGACUCCGAUUCCGACGGCUCUCAUAUCUCUGCCACACCGCCGCGUCACUCACCACCUCCGUCACCUACGCCUCCUCUGCCGGCAGUGCCACCACCGCGACCCACCUGUCUAUCUACCACCCGAUCAAGAACCAAAAUUAAAGCCGCCGACCCCACCACUUCCCGGCCCGUUUUAAAACUCAAACUCUCCACCAAAAACUUAAAACCCAUUACAGAACCCGACCCAAAACCUCCCAUAAUAGACUCAUUUCGAAGCCAUCCCCAGAUCCCUCCACCAAAUUUCUCCAAUUUACCUUUUCAAAUCCAUACUUCAACACACCACCAAAAUUAUCAUAAUGCCUCUUAUACUCUUUUACCCGGCAGCCAUCGCUUGUCGAAAUUCGCAUCUUUUUCCAAUAAAUCCCAGAAUAAAAAUCUCAUUUUUGAGCCCAGUGAAAAGGAUUUUCCAAUUGAUACUAAAAGUGAAAUUCAUGUGCAAAAUGCUGACCUGCGAGAAGUGAAAAAUGAAGCUGUUAGCAAAGGAAUUUCUUCCGAGAAGGUGAGGAAACAUCUUAAUUUGAUUGGUUUUAAUGUUUCUUCCACAAUGAAUGUGAACAAGCCUAAACGUGUUAGUGAAGGUAAUUUUGUGAAGCUUAAUAUAAAUGGCUAUGGGAGGAAAAAGUUUGCCUUUAAGAAUAAAAGAAAAAGCUUUAGUGCAUAUAGUGGGCGGAGAAAAUUUUCAAGAUAUUUUAAAAAGAAAUUGAGAGUUGGAAAUGAAGGAAACGAAAGUGGUGAGAUUCUUGAUGGAGAGGGUUUGGUUUUGGAGAUUGGAGAGAGAGAGGAAAGUAUGAAUUUUGAUAGUGAAUCGAUUGAGGAGGCUGUAAUAAGUGUAAGAAACGAGGCCUCCGAUGGAAAUUUGGAGAAGUUAUUAAAGUUCACACAUGGGUAUAAUUCAUUUAGGAAUGGUCAGUUGGAGGCAAUAAAGAUGGUGCUCUCUGGGAAAUCGACAAUGUUGGUUUUGCCAACCGGUUCCGGCAAGUCGCUGUGUUAUCAGUUGCCUGCAUUGAUCUUCCCGGGAGUCACCCUUGUGGUGAGUCCUUUAGUGGCUUUGAUGAUCGAUCAACUUAAGCAGCUGCCUCCUUCAAUUCCGGGUGGUCUUUUGUGUAGCAGCCAGACGCCCGAGGAGGCUGCAAAAACCCUCCGGUUACUACAAGAAGGGGCAAUAAAGGUUCUUUUUGUUUCACCAGAGAGGUUCAUGAAUGCAGAAUUCCUAUCCAUAUUUUCUGGCAGUCAACUGGUAUCUCUCGUGGUUGUUGAUGAAGCACACUGUGUUUCUGAAUGGUCACAUAAUUUUCGACCUUCGUAUAUGAGGCUUAGAGCCUCCUUGCUACGUGGGAAGCUUAAUGCUGGUUGCAUUCUAGCUAUGACUGCAACUGCAACAACCAAAACUUUGCGUGACAUAAUGCACUCUUUAGAGAUUACUCCCACAAAUCUCAUCCAGUCAGCCCAAUUAAGGGAUAAUCUGCAUUUAUCGGUGUCUAUGAGCAGGAAUAGGAUGAAAGAUUUGGUGGCAUUGCUCAAGUCUUCUCCUUUUUUGGAUAUCAAAAGCCUCAUUAUUUACUGUAAAUUUCAGUCUGAAACUGACAUGAUAAGCAAAUAUCUAUGUGAUAACAACAUCUCAGCUAAGAGUUACCACAGUGCCAUUCCUGCUAAAGAUAGGAACCGCAUUCAGGAAUUGUUUUGUUCUAAUAGGAUAAGAGUGGUGGUUGCAACUGUGGCAUUUGGCAUGGGACUUGACAAAAGUGAUGUUGGAGCUGUAAUUCACUAUAGCUUACCCGAAAGUUUGGAAGAGUAUGUACAGGAGAUAGGUCGUGCUGGACGUGAUGGUAGAUUUUCUUAUUGCCAUAUGCUUUUUGAUGAUGUCACAUACUUCAAGCUUCGGAGUUUGAUGUACAGUGAUGGCGUAGAUGCAUAUGCUGUAAAUUUGUUACUCUCUCAUGUUUUUAUGAGCAACAGAAGUGCAGCCAAUGAUACUUGUUCGUUAGUCAAAGAAACAGCAUCUCGUAAAUUUGACAUGAAAGAAGAGGUGAUGCUAACUAUUUUGACACAGUUGGAGUUGGGUGAAGUGCAAUACCUUCAAUUGCUUCCCCAGAUAAAUGUAACAUGUACUAUAAAUUUCCAUAAGACUUCGCCAGCAUUUUUUGCGGCUAAAGAUAAUGUGGUUGCAGCAAUUCUGAAGAAGUCUGAAAUGAAAGAUGGACAAUAUGUAUUUGACAUACCAUCUGUGGCAAAUAGCAUCAGAAUGCAGGCUAUUGACCUUACAAAUCACUUGCAGAGUCUAAAGUUGAAGGGGGAAAUCACAUAUGAUUUGAAGGAUCCAGCCUAUUGUUAUACCAUUAUUAAUGUCCCAGAAGAUAUCUGUUCUUUGGCAACAAGCCUUACAAAGUGGUUAUCGGAGAUCGAGACCUGUAAGGUGCGGAAGAUAGAUGCAAUGUUUAAUGCUGCCGUUUUUGCUGCAAAAGUGUGUGAUAAAGUGCACAGCUGCCAAGAAAACCAACAUACUUCUUGCUUGCAAAGGAAGAUUCAAGAGUACUUUAACGGGGAUGAUGAUGUUGAUGUUCCUAAUCAGAUGGGUCAAAACAGUCCAUUUUUGCGGGCUGAUAUAAAGGUCUUUCUUCAGAGUAAUUCACAAGCGAAAUUUACCCCCCGAGCAAUUGCGAGGAUACUGCAUGGACUUGCUAGCCCGGCCUUUCCUGCUGCUGUUUGGUCAAGAACUCAUUUUUGGGGAAGGUAUCAACAGAUAGACUUUAAAGUAGUAAUGGAAGCGGCAAAGGGAGAGCUCAUUAGUAUGGGAGCAGACAAUAUUGUGCGAUUACAAUCGGCUAAUCAUGUGCAUGCAAUGCUGCUCGUGGGACUUUCGCUGCUAAAGUUCUCACAUCUCGAAUCGUAUUGGCUAAUCCUUUUUGCUAUGCUCCACCAACCGGACAUUGAGGACCUUGUGAUGAAUGUUGGAGCUGCACUAGCAGUUGCUACCUCUGCUGGUGGAGCUAGUGCUGUUGCUAGUUACGAGAAAACGAGAGCCCAAGAGAAAGGGAGAAGAUGGCAGCCCAGCGAAAUGGAGAAGACGAAGGAGAUGAUGAUAUGA